AACAUGCACGAUGCGGUAUGUUACCAGUGCUGCGCUAGCUGUUCUAAAAAUAGUUUCGACUGUAUCCGGAGUUCGGAAGUUGGCACUUGUUGCGCAUUCAGUUCGUGUCUUUUCCUUCGAAGUUCGAAUUAAAGCAUGGAGUAUCAACAUCCAGCGACAGACGGAAGUUAUUAAUAGAAGCCGCGGCUCCGGCUGAUCCAGUGGGCCAAGCCUUGUGCGCCAGAGUGUUCCAGAGUGUCUUGCGGCGAGGGAGGCCCCAUAAGGGAGUCACUUUCACAGUCUUUUUGGAUGUUAGGGACUAUGGCGGGCACAGUGGACGGGAGUAAAAAGCGCCUGAUCACGGGGUGGCUGGAUCAUGUGAUCGAUGGUAAAAUAGCGAUGAGAUGGGCGAUUCUGGAACAGUCAGCAGACCGUGAGUCGGUCACACUACGCCUUUUCCGAAGUGAGAAGGAAGCUUGUGAGAAGCACGCCUACACCCUAGGCAAAGAGAACUUCAUCGGUACGGAGCGGGGCUCGGUCAAGCAGUACAACAAGAAAACGCCAGCCCUUUACUGGGCAAUCAUCACAGUCCACGAUCAGACCUUGUUAUUCCAAGACAGCCACAACAGCAACAAGAACGUCUCCACCUUUGAAAAAUGGGACAAGAUACUCAAGGAUUUCUGGAGUCACCAGAGUUGGAUGGUCACCCCUCUGAAGGGACCCAACAGUUUCAUCAAAGAGAAGGGCCUGACCUUACACCUCAACAAGGCCAGUGUAUGCUUUGCCUACCUGAACCCACCCAGACAUUACUGCCGCUUGUAUCUGGACACGGUGGAGCAGGUGUCUUAUGAUGGCACCAGGCUCUGCUUCAAUGUGACCAAAGAUAAUGGAGGCUAUUAUGAGGUGAAAACGGAAAGAGAGCGAUUUGCCUUGAGGAUAAAGGAGGUCAUUGAGAGCCUACGCUGUCAGUAUCUCAGCAUUACGUCUCCAGAUCCCAUCAAAACUGAUAACCAGAAAUUACAUAAAGUACUCACUAACGGUACAUCCCAAACCGCAGCUCCUCCGCCAGUCUCCCCAGUCGACAUCAGCACAGCAGAACACAUGAACCAGAACUGGAUUAACGGCCAUCAGAGGGCCUCGUCCAAUGGCAGCUGCGGAUCCUCAACGUGUAAAACUCCUGAAGCAGAAGCUCCUAGAAUCCCAUCCAUCAAGAUCGUAGGUGUGCGUGUGGUCCCAGAAGAAAAGCAAGAGAUGAGAGUCUGUCCAGAUACGCUGCCAAUUAUCCCUCCCAGGACUACAUCAUGUUGCAGCACCACAUCAACCAGACCAGAACUGCAGAAGGGCAUAUCUGCCUCGACAGGGAGACUCCACGUGCUGGAGGGAGAUCGUUCCUGGGAAGACCCUCCGAUGGAUAAAGGACACCCUGUGCCUUCCCCACGGAGGAAGGUCCCUGACAGUACCCGUGUUAUUUCAGCAGUACAGCUUCCCCUGCCUAAGCCACCAGUGCCUGUUGUAUCAACCGCUAAUGAGAAGCCAAGCUGGGUCCGGCAUGUGCCGCAGGACGAUGUCGACUCUAUCGGAGACUCCAUGUCCAGUAUUACCUCCCAGAGCAGCGAGGUCCUGUCAAUGGACAUCACUCAGAGUCUGUCCUCGCUCUCAUCAAGCGAGGAGCGAAGCAGAAGCUCCUCAACUGAGUCCAGAAAGAAGAGUCCCAUCAGAACCAGCGCUCUGUCGCUCAAUGGUUGCCCCAGUGCCACACCCAAGGUGCCUAGCUACAGUCGCUCAUUCUCUGUGCCCACAGAGCUCCCACACAACCACCAUUUUGUUGAAACAGAAAGGGUGGCGUCGGAGUACGUCUCGACAGAGCAGGACUAUAUCAACGUCUCCAAGGAGAGCUUAACAAUUCCGAAACCGACCGAUGACGAAGAAAGUAUGUACAUUAAUAUUGCGCACGAACAGAGCAUCUAUGUUAAUCCUGCUUUGAAUCCUUCCGUCAAUCCCAUACCUGUUCCUCCACGACACCCACAGCCUCCUUCAACCGCACCAGUAAGAAGGCCGGAACACGGUUCAGGAAAUCUGACCAAAAGCUGUGAGUCUAUGGAGCUUCAUGAGUUGUUGAAUGCUAUGUUGAAGGGAGAGGAGCAAGGCAGCACCAUGGGACUGCCCCACAGCGACUGGGUCAAAUUCUGUCUGAAUUGUGACAUCGACAAGAGCAACUAUGGCGCCAACAACUGGAAAGGGCUCGCCGACCAGCUAGGUCUCUCUGGCUCUGACAUUAUCCUGAUUGAUGACUUCAGCUGUCGAUACAAGAAGAAACCCACCGAAGUCAUUCUAGCCUACUGGGAGAAGCAGGCCCAUCCCACACGCCCCUUCAACAAGACGGAACUGAUCACAAUGCUGCACGAGCUGGAUCGCCAAGACUUGCUCGACAUUGUUAUCCAACGGGAGAAGUACACUGGCACAAAAUAACAUCAUUCGCUUUGUUUUGCCCUUUGCUUUAUUUGAACAGGGCCCAAUGUUGUGCUGGUAUGUCCGUGAUUUUCUGCUAACAGAGCUGGGCCCGAUUUCCUGGCUCUGCUUAACAGUUAGCGAAAAAUCCCUGCUUACUAUAGCAGAGAAUUCUGUACUUGUGGUAAACGUUUCAUUCAGAUCCCUACAGCAUUGUUACCAACCUCGUUCCCCAUGGGUACGAUCUUGCUGCGCCAUGUUGUUUCCCAUCAUGCCUUGCGCGAUCUUAACCCCUGGAAUUGUGUAACUUAAAUGC
Messenger RNA from Patiria miniata (bat star), 2743 nucleotides. RefSeq lists its product as uncharacterized. Gene Ontology annotation, biological process: signal transduction. Lineage: Eukaryota; Metazoa; Echinodermata; Asteroidea; Valvatida; Asterinidae. The transcript has 10 exons. The coding region runs from base 289 to 2448 and encodes 719 amino acids. Gene Ontology annotation, molecular function: protein binding. The record is from RefSeq and is a predicted model, not a curated record.